This is a messenger RNA of Papilio xuthus (Asian swallowtail), 2733 nucleotides long. RefSeq names its product probable ATP-dependent RNA helicase DDX11. Bases 82 to 2688 code for a protein of 868 amino acids. Lineage: Eukaryota; Metazoa; Arthropoda; Insecta; Lepidoptera; Papilionidae. The transcript has 14 exons. Gene Ontology annotation, cellular component: nucleus. Gene Ontology annotation, molecular function: hydrolase activity, acting on acid anhydrides, in phosphorus-containing anhydrides; DNA helicase activity; ATP binding. Gene Ontology annotation, biological process: establishment of sister chromatid cohesion; nucleobase-containing compound metabolic process. The record is from RefSeq and is a predicted model, not a curated record.
AAUGUUGUUGAUCAAUCAUUUUAAUAUUUGUCUCUUGUGGGAAUCUGUUCACGUCGAUUUCUUCAUAGUAGUAGUAUCAAUAUGGAAGAUAUGAAUCCUGUAUUUUCAUUCCCAUUUCAAGCUUAUGAUAUUCAGGAAAAGUUUAUGAAAGAGUUAUAUUUUACAAUUAAAAAUAGUAGAUUGGGUAUUUUCGAAAGUCCUACAGGAACGGGUAAAUCUUUAAGUAUAUGUUGUGGCGCUCUACAGUGGUACAUCGAUAAUAGGCAAAAAACAAUUCAGGAUAUUGAAAAUGAUAUUACUAAAAUUAAAACAGAUCUAAAGAAUCUAACAGAUUCAGAAGACUGGUUACAAGCAGAAUAUGAUAAAAUUAAAAAGAACCAAACAUUGAAUGAAUUACAGUUCAAACUUGAUAAAAUCAAGAAACAAGAUGAGCUAUUCAAUGAAAUGAAGAAUAGGGUUGCUAAACAGAAAUCUAACAUCAACAAUAAUAUUCAUGGAAACUACUUCCCGUAUUCUAACAAAGCAGACAAAGAACAUGAAAAUAACGAGAACAAUCCGGAUAAUGAAGAGUGUGAUGAUGAUUUAAUUGUAGAUAGUUGUGAUAAAGAUGUAUCAGAUGAGGAAGAUUUAGAUGAAUUGAAUGAAGAGAAUGACCAUUUACAGCUUAAGAUUUAUAUAAGUAGCAGAACACAUAGUCAGCUGUCCCAAUUUAUUGGUGAAAUCAAAAGGACCGUGUUCAAGGAAUGUACUCGAGUUGUUACAUUAGCUUCUCGUCAGCAUUACUGCAUUAAUUCUGAUGUUACACGACUGAAAAAUGUUAAUUUAAUAAAUGAAAGAUGUCUAGACAUGCAAAAAUCUAAAACAAAAUCAACAUCAGUAGGCGAUGAGGGUAAAGUCCUUAAAAGGACAAAGACAAAAACAUGUUCAGGAUGUCCAUAUUACAAACAGAAUAACAUAACAAAACUAAAGGAAAGAUUGCUUGUUGAUAUCAUGGAUAUGGAGGAUUUAGUGAAAUGUGGCAAACAGCUAAAAGCAUGUCCAUAUUAUGCAUCAAGAAUGGCAUUAGACGAUGCUCAGGUAGUCCUACUUAGCCAUGCAGGUAUAGUUAAUUCAGGUGCCCGAUCUGGUUUCUCUAUCAAGCUAAAAGAUAAUAUUCUAAUACUUGACGAAGCACAUGGUUUAAGUGCUGCGCUGGAAAACGCACAUUCCGCACCGGUUUCAUACAAACAACUGUCAUCAGUGAAAACGUACCUUAAUUUUUAUAUAAACAAAUAUAGAGCACGAUUGAACAGUAAAAAUCUUUUGUUGUUGAAUCAAAUGAGUUUUGUUGUUGGAAAACUUAUAGGAAUACUUAAACUGAAAGUCUCCGGACAGGAACAGAAUGAUACCAAAAUCUAUACACUUGAAGAUUUCGUUAUAAAAUCUGAAAUAGAUCAUUUGAAUCUUCGGCCUUUGGUAGAGUUUUGUAGAGACACGCGUCUCGCACCUAAAUUACACGGUUUUUCAAUGAGAUAUAGCAAAGAGGUAUUAGAAGAGGAAAAUAAAAAGAAAAUCCUUAAUACGAAAAGUUCAUUUGAAAAAUUUAUAAGUAAUAUUAAGAAAACAGAUAAAGUUGUAGAGGAAACUGAAGAAACGAAGACAUCUCCUCAGUUGCCAAGUGAAACAUCCGCCGGCAGUGGUCUGUAUGCGGUUCUAGACUUUUUAGACAUGUUGUGUGACCGCAGUGAGAACGGAAGAGUGUUGAUACAAAGAGGAGAGGAUAAUACAUCGCAUUUGAAAUACUUACUUUUGAAUACAGCUGAACACUUUGUUGAUGUUGUCUCACAAUGUAGAUCUGUAAUAUUGGCUGGUGGUACGAUGGAACCUAUCAGUGAGUUCCAAGGGCUACUCACAAAUAAUACGACGGACGUGGAUAGAGUUAAUAUAGUGAAGUGCGGACAUGUUGUGCCCCCGGACAAUGUGCUAGGCAUUUGCCUGUCUCAAGGACCAUCUAAUAUCAACUUAAAUUUCUCCUAUGAAAACAGAAUGUCCAAUGAAUUGUUGAACGAAGUAGGCAGGAUACUUCGUAACAUAAGCAGUAUAGUGCCCGGAGGUGUUGUUUGUUUCCUACCUUCUUAUGCCUAUGAACAAACAGUAUACCAACAUCUGUUGAAUAACAAGUUUAUAGACGGUAUUAGUAAGAAGAAAACUAUAUUUAGGGAACCGAAAUCCGCCACUGAAGUGGAACAAGUGCUACAGAAAUUCACCACAGCUGUUAGAAAGAAAGAAGGUGAUCGGAACGGGGCCCUACUUCUCAGUGUAGUUGGAGGAAAAUUAAGUGAAGGACUUAACUUUAGUGAUGACUUAGGACGUUGUGUGAUAGUUAUCGGCAUGCCGUACCCAAAUGUAAAGUCACCAGAACUGCAAGAGAAAAUGAACUAUUUAAACAGAACUGUAGGAAGUAGCGCUGGAAGUCAGUACUAUGAAAAUUUGUGUAUGAAAGCUGUUAACCAGUGUAUUGGCCGAGCAGUGAGACAUGCCAAUGACUAUGCCUGCAUUUUGCUCGUAGACGAAAGAUAUUCCCGAACGCAAACUACAGCCGCUUUGCCCUCAUUUAUUCAGAAAUCCUUAUUAACCAGCUGCAAAUUUGGACAAACAAUCGGUAGCAUUGCAAGGUUUUUCUCGAAACAUAAGGAAAUGAAACUAUAGAAUUAAUGCAAUAAUUUAAUUAACUAUAUAUUAAAUCUUAUGAAA